This is a messenger RNA of Xylona heveae TC161, 1886 nucleotides long. RefSeq lists its product as hypothetical. Lineage: Eukaryota; Fungi; Ascomycota; Xylonomycetes; Xylonales; Xylonaceae. Gene Ontology annotation, molecular function: amino acid transmembrane transporter activity. The coding region runs from base 466 to 1698 and encodes 410 amino acids. Gene Ontology annotation, cellular component: membrane. The record is from RefSeq and is a predicted model, not a curated record. Gene Ontology annotation, biological process: amino acid transmembrane transport. The transcript is spliced from 3 exons.
AGUCGUUCACGAUGAGGAGGAAAGAUAUCUGUCGCGGCAAAUCGAACAGAGACAUCUGUCUAUGAUUGCACUGGCAGGAGCAAUUGUAAGUCAGACGUUUACGCGCUAGGUUCCUUUGCCUUUGCUUGAGCAACUGUGGACCAAUACGGAAUUUCCAACUACAAUCAACUUGGACAUUGCACGUCCACCAUUUCGGCCUGUAUCAUGUCACUAAUACGCCUAUUCCGCGCUUCAUAGGGAACUGGACUGUUUCUAGGACUAGGAUCUUCCAUUCAAACCGGCGGACCUCUCGGAGCAUUGCUAGGAUACGCACUCGUUGGCCUCGUCGUCUGCUCAGUUCAAUUCGCCUUGGGAGAAGUAUCAGCCUUUCUUCCCGUGACUGGCUCCUUUAUCCGCCAUGCAGAAUUUCUCGUCGAUCCAGCGCUCGGCUUUGCAGUCGGUUGGAAUGUGGUGUACGGAGCAUAUAUGUCGGUUCCCAGCGAGAUAUCCGCUGCCGUGGUUCUGAUUCAGUAUUGGACGGAUUUAGACGCGGCUAUUUGGAUUACGAUUUUGAUCGUCAUCACCUUCUUCGUCGCCAUCGCCUUCAUCAGGGUCUAUGCGGAAAUUGAGUUUUUCUUUGCAUUGCUCAAGAUUCUUCUUGUCAUUGGUGUCAUCAUUCUUGGACUUGUGAUAGACCUCGGUGGUGUUAGCGGCCAGGACCGGAUUGGCUUUCGCUACUGGAAACACCCUGGACCCUUUGUUGAAUAUAUUGCGAGCGGCUCUUGGGGCCAGUUCCUUGGAUUCUGGGCUGUCAUGAGCAAUGCCGUGUAUUCUUUUGCUGGAGUUGAGAGUCUGGCAAUGGCUGCCGCCGAAACGAAAAAUCCUCGUCAGAGUAUCCCAAGAGCAUGCAAGCGGGUAUUCGCCCGAGUUACAAUUUUCUAUGUUCUUGCUGUAUUGAUUGUGGGAAUGAUUGUCCCCAGCGACGAUCCUCACCUCUCUGAUGAAUCUGGAACGGCUACACAAAGCCCUUUUGUUACUGCAGCAUCUCGCGCGGGGAUCAAAGCGCUGCCGUCAAUCGUCAAUGCGGUGGUGCUGACUUCUGCCUGGUCAGCCGGAAAUCAGAGCUUGCUGGCCGGCACACGAGCGCUAUAUGGACUGGCUAUCAAACAGCAGGCACCAAAGAUCUUCCUCCGGACGACUAGCUGGGGUACCCCCUAUAUGUGUGUGCUUUUGCAGACGCUGUUCAUGCUGCUCGCCUACAUGAGCGUCUCUAAUAGUGCCUUGACGGUGUUCUUCUGGCUCCUGGAUCUGACAGCUGCCGGUGUUCUUAUUUCAUGGAUUGUCAUCUGCUUCAACCACAUUCGUUUGCUUCAGGCAUUCAAGGCUCAAAAUAUCUCAACUGAGCUCCUACCUUGGAGGCAUUGGUGGUCCAUCUAUAGCUCGUGGUUUUCCUUGAUAACAUGCGUCAUCUUCCUCUUGACUGGAGGCUUUGUAAAUUUCACCCGCGGCGAUUUCAGCGCUCCUUCUUUUGUUUCCUCUUAUCUGGAUAUUCCCCUCGUGCUCACAGCGUUUGUCGCUUGGAAAAUCUAUAAACGGACCCGUCUCGUGCCCCUCACCGAGAUCCCCCUCCAAGCCGCCAUUGAUGAGAUACGGCUCAAUCCCGAAGUACCCAUUCCGGAGCCUACCAAGUGGCAGAAACUCAACGUCCUGUGGGGAUAGACUCGGACUUGCCGUAUCAUUUUUGAUCGAUCGCAGUACUAGAGAGUUGUAGUUGUUUACACAUGAUACCCUUUCAACAUUUUUUUUCGCUCUGACAACAACAAGCUUAACGCACCGUCAGAGUACACGUGCAUUGAUUUGCAUAAAUAUGCAUAGAGAUUUAGAUUAAUCUGUAGCUGUGUCGGCAU